UACAGCGCAUACAGCGAUGCUUCAUCAAACCCUUUACCUCUACUUUACCUCUCUCAGACUCGCACUACGCUCCAUGUUUCUGAAUUUGGCAUCUUGAAUGGUUCCUUCCACUAAUCUCAGUUCAGAUUCACGCCCAUGAAUGAUGAAUCCCUGGACUCUUAGUUCAUGUACUCGUUUCAAUCCUUUUCCUACCUUGUCCUCUCCUCUCUCUCGUUCUCUGCCAAUUCUCAGUUCUUCAUUUGGUGCCAAACACAAUCUGAAUAAGUUUAAGCUUGGGAAAAACACAACCUGCAGGGUUCACUUCGGUGAUGACGGUCCGUUUGCUGUGGCAAUCGGGGCUUGUAUGCUCACUUCUUUGGUUUUCCCUGUCUCUGAUGGUGGACAAGAGGGGGAUGGUGAUUCCGCCAUUGACGGAACUGAUACUAGGUUCGCUGUGAUGGGGAUUGUUGGCUUCAUUCCUUAUUUUAAUUGGCUGAGUUGGGUUUUUGCAUGGCUUGACACUGGCAGAAGACGUUAUGCUGUGUAUGCACUUGUGUAUUUGGCCCCCUAUCUAAGGUCAAACCUAUCACUUUCGCCAGAAGAAAGCUGGCUGCCUAUUGCUAGUAUUAUUUUCUGCAUCAUUCACAUUCAGCUAGAAGCAAGCAUCAGAAAUGGAGAUAUCCAGGGUUUUCAAAUAUUCAGGGAAGUUUCAAAUCAGAUGUCAUCAGGUAAUAGGAAGAAAGAUGAUAUGAAUCAGAAGGAAGAUGUGUCUAAGGGAGGCAAGAAAGAGAAGAGGAACCUGCCACCUGUCCAAGAUCAAUUGAGGGACAUUAGGGACUGGGAAGAUCCUCGAAGGUCCUCACCAUUUCAGCAACACUUGAAUGACAACAUACUGGAGGAUGAUGGUGGUGAUGAUGAGAAAAGCAAUCACUAGGAUGCUAGAAUGACUUGAAAUUGUGUGUUGUAUUGCCCAUGGGUUCUUUAUAGAAUAUGAAUCCAAGUGCUGACGUACAAAUAAACAACUCCCCAUAUGGCAAUGUUUCUUGGCCAAUGCAACAGUUGUUAAAUUGUUGAACUAGUUGGUUAAUGUAAUGUUCGAACGUGUUGGAUUAAA
This is a messenger RNA of Prosopis cineraria, 1093 nucleotides long. RefSeq lists its product as uncharacterized. The record is from RefSeq and is a predicted model, not a curated record. Bases 140 to 913 code for a protein of 257 amino acids. Lineage: Eukaryota; Viridiplantae; Streptophyta; Magnoliopsida; Fabales; Fabaceae. The transcript is spliced from 6 exons.